This is a messenger RNA of Synchiropus splendidus (mandarinfish), 1651 nucleotides long. RefSeq names its product SRY-box transcription factor 1a (gene sox1a). The transcript has 3 exons. Gene Ontology annotation, biological process: regulation of DNA-templated transcription; cell differentiation; anatomical structure morphogenesis. Gene Ontology annotation, molecular function: RNA polymerase II cis-regulatory region sequence-specific DNA binding; DNA-binding transcription factor activity, RNA polymerase II-specific. Bases 496 to 1344 code for a protein of 282 amino acids. Lineage: Eukaryota; Metazoa; Chordata; Actinopteri; Syngnathiformes; Callionymidae. The record is from RefSeq and is a predicted model, not a curated record.
AGACAAGGGCGCAGAAGUGUCCAAGAAGAACCUGUCAAAGCGCGAGGAUUUUGUUUUUGUUGAGCAGUUGUCGAAUUUGGACGUUUUCAAAUAUCUUGUUGCUAUUUGUGGGACGGGCCCUUCUCUCCCCCGCCUCGUCCUCCUCUCCCCCUCCUCCUCCUCCGCUCGUCACGUGACCAAGCGCCAUGCAAAUAAGGCGCGCUGCUGCCGCGUGAUUGGCUGCUGGUGGCUCAUUUAACCGCUGUCAUUGCGCAUCACAUGGCCGCCGCUUUUACCAACUUCCCAACUCCGACAGCAGCGAAAGUGGCUCAAAGGCGCAUUCUGUCACAGUGGAUGUGGAAGUCUGCAGUGAAAGUCUGUCUCCAUUUUUUUUGGACAACUACACAUUUUGGGGAAUAAUUUCGUCUGUGGUUUGAACCCAGCCGUCCCGCGCGCACCAGACCUGAAAGACUUUUAUUUUUCUCUGCUGGUGGUGAAGUUUUGAAAUCCGGGUGAAUGUAUAGCAUGAUGAUGGAGACUGACCUCCAUUCCCCUGGCCCCCAAACAAACACGGCCACGGGGCAAACCGGGCCGAACGGCGGCUCCAAAGCGAGCCAGGAGCGCGUGAAGAGACCGAUGAACGCCUUCAUGGUUUGGUCCCGCGGCCAGCGGAGGAAGAUGGCGCAGGAGAACCCCAAGAUGCACAACUCCGAGAUCAGCAAGCGCCUGGGCGCCGAGUGGAAGGUGAUGUCCGAGGCGGAGAAGCGUCCCUUCAUCGACGAGGCGAAGCGGCUGCGCGCCAUGCACAUGAAGGAGCACCCGGAUUACAAGUACCGGCCCCGGAGGAAGACCAAGACGCUGCUGAAGAAGGACAAGUACUCGCUGGCGGGCGGGCUGCUCUCUGGCCCCAGCGGGGGCAUGAACUCCUCCGGGGUCGGACAGAGGCUGGAGAGCCCCGGGGGUCACGGAGGCUCCGCCGGCACCGGCUACGCGCACAUGAACGGCUGGGCCAACGGCGCGUACUCGGGCCAGGUGGCGGCGGCGGCGGCGGCCGCGGCGAUGAUGCAGGAGGCGCAGCUCGCCUUCGGCCAGCACCCGGGCUCCGGGACGCACCACCACCACCACCACCACCAUCCGCACCACCACCACUCCCACAACCCGCAGCCCAUGCACCGCUACGACAUGACCACGCUGCAGUACAGCCCCAUCUCGAACUCUCAGAGCUACAUGAACGCGUCACCGUCCGGAUACGGAGGCAUCGGCUACACGCAGCACCAGAGCUCCGGCGUCUCCUCCUCGGCCGCCAUGGGGACGUUAGGGUCGCUGGUGAAGUCGGAGCCGAGUAUUUCUGUGUAUUGGGAAUAGAGUCUCCAGAGGGACAGCACGAGCGACGCGUCCAUCACCAGCAGACGUGGAGAGAAUAGAGACGCCGCUCUCCGCCGCCGCUCUGCCGUCAUUACUGAAAACACGGGAGAAUUGCUGCUGUGGGCAAAAAAAAAAAAGUUGUUUUGGAUAAUGUCUGUGAUAAUCCUGAAUUUCUCUGUGGCUGGAUGUUUGCUAUCAAGGUGUCGCGCUUGUGUGGACGCCUGUUUUUAAUGUGUCUUACCUGAGGCUGCGGCUGCAGCGCCACGUCUUUCCUCUCAAAGUAAACUGGAAUAAAGAGUCUGUACAA